AUGGCCCUUCCCCGCCGCACAGUAUCAAUCUCCCGCAUCACCAACGAGACCAAAAUCCAAGUCUCCCUCUCCCUGGACGGCGGCGUGCUUCUCCCCUACGAAGAAAGCGACCAUUUCCCUUGCCCGGAAACCGCCCAAGACAAAGCCGCAGUUGCCAAGGGCGUGAUCCCAGAUAAAAAUGCCCCGCAUUCUACACAGUUUACUUCUAGCCAACAGAUAACUAUUAAUACUGGGAUUGGGUUUUUGGAUCAUAUGCUACAUGCUUUGGCGAAGCAUUCGGGAUGGAGUUUGGCUAUUCGGGCUAAGGGGGAUUUAUACAUCGACGACCAUCACACAACCGAAGACACGAUGCUCGCCCUAGGAACAGCAUUCACAAAAGCCCUUGGCGCACGAACCUCCCUCGCCCGCUUCGGCCGCGGCGACGCCCCGCUCGACGAAGCACUCUCAUGGGCCGUCAUUGACCUCUCAAACCGACCCUACGCCGUAAUCGACCUGGGAUUCAAGCGCGAAAAGAUAGGCGAUUUGAGCACGGAGAUGAUCACGCACGGCCUUGAGAGUUUUGCGCAGGCUGCCGGUGUGACACUGCAUGUUGGUUGUUCGUAUGGAUCGAAUGAUCAUCAUCGGGCGGAGAGUGCGUUUAAGGCGUUGGCUGUUGCUAUUCGUACUGCGUGUGCGCGGAGGACAGCUGGGGAGGUGGGUGCAGGAGAUGUGGUUUCUACCAAGGGUGUAUUAUAG
Talaromyces stipitatus ATCC 10500 is the source of this 735-nucleotide messenger RNA. Its product is annotated as imidazoleglycerol-phosphate dehydratase. Bases 1 to 735 code for a protein of 244 amino acids. The transcript is spliced from 2 exons. Lineage: Eukaryota; Fungi; Ascomycota; Eurotiomycetes; Eurotiales; Trichocomaceae. The record is from RefSeq and is a predicted model, not a curated record. Gene Ontology annotation, molecular function: imidazoleglycerol-phosphate dehydratase activity. Gene Ontology annotation, biological process: L-histidine biosynthetic process.